Molecule: messenger RNA, 967 nt
Organism: Mercenaria mercenaria
Lineage: Eukaryota; Metazoa; Mollusca; Bivalvia; Venerida; Veneridae
Product: NADPH--cytochrome P450 reductase-like
Exons: 7
Coding region: 197-901 (234 amino acids)
Biological process (GO): response to hormone
Cellular component (GO): cytosol
Molecular function (GO): NADPH-hemoprotein reductase activity; FMN binding; flavin adenine dinucleotide binding
Source: RefSeq, a predicted model, not a curated record
GUUGGGUGUUUAAUAAAUAUUUUGCCUGUUACAAAUACUUUGUCAGAUGUUUCUAUUUAAUUUUUAUUAAGUUUCUGUUUUACUCUGUUGAUAUCAUCCGAGCAAUAUUUAGACGUAUGAGCAAAUUAGUAAAGAGGGGAAAUAAUUACUGCUAAAUAGAAAACCAGUCCAACAACAACAACAGCAAAUUUCAAAAAUGACAGAAGAAAGUGAAACAGAAUCUGGAGCUUAUUUUUCCAAUUUAGAUUUCUUCAUUCUCUCGCUCAUGGCAGGGAUGGCAGUCUACUGGUUUUUCUUCAAAAACAAACAGAAAGAACAACCAACGUUUAAAAAGCUGACAGUUGCGCCAUUAGCGCGAAGUUCCUCAUACGAUCCCAGCUUUAUCAAUAAAAUGAAGAAUUCUGGAAGGAAUGUAGUGGUGUUUUAUGGUUCCCAGACAGGGACAGCUGAGGAGUUUGCAGGUCGUCUAGCCAAGGACUGUGCUGGUUACGGUAUGAAAGGCAUGGUAGCAGAUCCUGAGGAAUGUGAAAUGGAGGAUCUGGCACGACUAACUGAAAUAGAGAACGGAAUGGUGAUAUUUUGCAUGGCAACGUAUGGUGAGGGGGACCCUACAGAUAAUGCACAGGAAUUUUACGAGUGGUUACAGACUGGAGAUGUUGAACUUCCGGGCGUUAAGUUUGCUGUAUUUGCCUUGGGAAAUAAGACAUAUGAACAUUACAAUGCUACGGGGAAAUAUGUGGACAAAAGGAUGGAAGAGCUUGGUGGUGAGAGAGUGUUUGAACUUGGCAUGGGGGAUGAUGACGGCAAUAUAGAAGAAGACUUUGUUACAUGGAGAGAGAAGUUUUGGCCUGCAGUUUGUGAAUAUUUUGGUGUAGAGGCUACAGGAGAUCAAGUUAAGUAAGUAAUGGUCCAAAGUUUGUAUGCAUUUUGGGGUAGAGGCUACUGGAGAUCAAGUCAAGUAAGUAAU